Amaranthus tricolor (Joseph's coat) is the source of this 3381-nucleotide messenger RNA. Its product is annotated as vacuolar fusion protein MON1 homolog. The record is from RefSeq and is a predicted model, not a curated record. Gene Ontology annotation, biological process: protein targeting to vacuole; vesicle-mediated transport. NCBI's taxonomy places the organism in Eukaryota, Viridiplantae, Streptophyta, Magnoliopsida, Caryophyllales, Amaranthaceae. Bases 304 to 2184 code for a protein of 626 amino acids. The transcript is spliced from 14 exons.
CCAAAUCCCACGCGGCGCACACACCUACCAACUGGUCUGAUCAAUUGUUUGCCAUAUUGGAUUCAUCUCCAUAUUCAAUUGGACAUUCCACGUUUCCUUUCUUUCCCUUUCGAUUUUCUCCCAGAUCAAACCUCCUCUUCAUCGCUGAAAACUGAAAAUCAUGGAACUAUCCUUCUCCAACCAUUCAAUCUCUCAUUUCAUUCCCAUUCCUUACUUUCUGUAAUCUCUCUCUUCAUUCCUAAAUUUCUAGCUGUGAGGCCAUAGGUGUUACUGUUGUUACUGCUGCUGCUUCUCUUCCUUCCUAUGGCCUCCGAUUCCGAUUCCGAUUCCGGUUCCCAUUCUGAUUCCGCUUACGAUUCCGCCGCUGACCAUAAUCUUAACUCAAACCCUAGUACUCCUGUUAAUCACAAUAUCAACCAUGAAACCCCCAUUGAUGAUCACCUGAGCUUACUCACAUUCACUCCGCUUAACGACGGCAUUUCCGAUCAUCACCAUGAACCGUCGUCUUUAAUUUCAUCAAAUUCUGCAGAUGCGAAUUCAGUUCCUGAUGAAAUAAUUGAAGAAAGUGAUCGAACUCCCUUGCCGGUAAUUCAGGUUGAGUCAGACGAGAGAGAAAGUAAUUGCAAUAACGUGAGCGCGAGUAAAGAGGUGGUGGAACCGGAAAGCCCUAGCAGUAGCGGAUAUGCUGGAGAGAGAGGAAGUAGUAGUGCUAGCACUGGGUCUGCAUCUGGAAUUGAGGAGGUUGAGAAGGAUAAUGAUGAUCAAGUUAGAGAAAAAGAUAGGGUUUUGGUUAAUGGUGUUGGAGAUUCUCAAUCUCAACAUGUUUGGGUUCCCGGCAAGCGGCAUGUUAAUGAGGAUGAUGCUUCUAUCUCAUGGAGGAAAAGGAAAAAGCACUUUUUCAUUCUCAGUCACUCUGGGAAACCUAUAUAUUCCAGGUAUGGCGAUGAGCAUAAACUUGCUGGAUUUUCGGCAACCUUGCAAGCUAUAAUUUCUUUUGUUGAAAAUGGGGGUGAUAGAGUCAAAUUGGUUCGGGCAGGAAAGCAUCAGGUGGUUUUUCUUGUAGAAGGACCAAUUUACUUGGUCUGUAUAAGUUGCACAGAGGAGCCUUAUGAUUCUUUAAUGGGACAGUUGAAGAUGCUCUAUGGUCAGAUGAUCCUUAUUUUGACGAAGUCUGUGAAUAGAUGUUUUGAAAAGAAUCCAAAGUUUGAUAUGACACCUUUGCUUGGUGGCACUGAUGCUGUUUUUUCCUCUCUCGUCCAUUCCUUUAGUUGGAACCCAGCUACUUUUCUACAUGCCUAUACGUGCCUACCUCUUGCUUAUCCAACAAGGCAAGCUGCAGGUUCUAUAUUGCAAGAUGUUGUUGAUUCAGGGGUCUUGUUUGCAAUAUUGAUGUGUAAACACAAGGUUGUCAGCUUUGUUGGGGCACAAAAGGCUUCUCUUCAUCCAGAUGAUAUGCUGCUAUUGUCAAACUUUGUUAUGUCAUCAGAGUCAUUCAGGACAUCGGAGUCUUUUUCACCAAUUUGCCUGCCAAAAUAUAAUCCAAUGGUGUUUCUAUAUGCAUAUGUCCAUUAUUUGGAUGUUAAUACAUACUUGAUUCUACUCACUACAAGCUCAGAUUCCUUUUAUCAUCUCAAAGAAUGCAGGUUAAGUAUUGAGGCUGUUUUUCAAAAAUCGAAUGUGCUCAGUGAGGUGCAACGAUCUAUGUUAGAAGGUGGGAUGCGUGUUGAUGAUUUGCCUGUGGAUCCGUCUUCUCGAGCUGGUUCGGCGUCUUCCCACUUAGGCCAACAUUCUCCAGAGAGACUUAGAGAUACAUACACCGGUGUUGGUGGUCCCUGUGGACUCUGGCAUUUUAUAUAUCGCAGUAUUUAUAUGGAUCAGUAUAUAUCUUCAGAGUUCUCAUCGCCAAUUAAUACAUCUCAACAGCAGAAAAGAUUGUAUAGAGCUUACCAAAAGAUCUACGCCUCAAUGCACGAUAAAGGAUUUGGUCCCCACAAGACCCAAUACCGACGAGAUGAGAAUUAUGUCCUACUUUGCUGGGUAACACCAGAUUUUGAGCUAUAUGCUGCAUUUGACCCCCUUGCUGACAAGGCUUUAGCAAUCAAGACCUGCAACCGCGUUUGUCAGUGGGUAAAAGAUGUAGAGAAUGAGAUAUUUUUGCUAGGAGCCAGCCCUUUCUCUUGGUGAAAUUUUUCACUCACCAGAUCUCCUAUCGGAGGUGAUUCACUCUACCAUACUUGAUUUCUAUACUGUGCUUCGUAAGCAUUGAAAUCAUAUGUAGAAGAGGGGUUAUGAAAUCGUUUUUGGACGUGUGAAGCUCACAUCCUCUAUUUUCUGUUUCAUUUGCCACCGUUCUGGUUGAUUUUGAAUAAAAUCCCAUAGCUUUUUAUUUGCCUUGCUUGCUUGUCUCGGCUGUUUGAGUAAAUAGUGCAAAGGUUAGCAUAGUUCAUUAACUAGUAGCAAGGGAUGUAUUAAUUGUAAUUUCGGUUUAUAGUCGUCUAGAUUUGAGAUCAAUAACACUAUGAAUUAGCUCAUGGAUUCUGAACUCUUUUCUGGCAGUCUGUUUUGCGUCACAAAUUUGAAAAUGGAUCCAAAAUGCGACUGAACCUUCAUUGUGCCUGCCCCCAAAAGGGUACCGGAAUUUAUACUGUGACCAUUAAAUUUUUGGAAUACUUGUAAUUGAAUGGAAUUUUGGAAUUAAUUAAGCUUAAUUUAAUAAACCUAUAUAUGAAAGAGCUUUCCAAAAACUAUUUUUUAGAAUAAGCGUCUCUUUGCUCAAGCUUGUGGUCAGAUCUUGUUCAUUGUUAGCAAGAGCGGACAAAAAGAAAAGCUGAUUAAAAAAUCAAGUAUAUAUUUUUCGUUAUUAGUAACAACUAUUAAGUCUUCGUUAUAAUUUUUUUAUAAAUUAAGAUUGUAAUUUCAAAAAGAUGUCAAGUUCUUUCAAGAAUGCUGAAAUUCAAAAGGGGGUUGGACUAAUGAUAAUCUAGGAAGAAGAUUUGUGGCAUUUUUUGACUAUGAUUGUGAAACAAACACAAGGAGCUGCAAGUUGUUCAGGUAAGUAGACAAUCCAAUGAUGAAAUGGCAAAAGGAUGUUAUUCUGAAGUUGAUGAAUGAAACAAUUCAUUUAUAAAAAGAAGUUGAACACUUUAAGAGGAAAAUGAACUUGACUCAUCCAAAGCUUUAGAAAACAACAAACAAACGAAUCAUGUAGAAGUUGACUUAUCCGCAACAUGUUUGAAGGUGUGCAAUAAUAUUGAAUUGUUGCAUAUCAUUUUGGUUUGGGUAAUAUCAUUCCUUAUUGGGGAAGUUGUCAAUAAUAAACCAAUUUUUGUUUGACCCGUUGAAAAUAAAUCACCAAUUGUUUAUUUUUAAAUAACACACCUA